Messenger RNA from Acanthopagrus latus (yellowfin seabream), 3282 nucleotides. RefSeq lists its product as uncharacterized. The record is from RefSeq and is a predicted model, not a curated record. Gene Ontology annotation, molecular function: growth factor activity; nerve growth factor receptor binding. Bases 781 to 2250 code for a protein of 489 amino acids. Gene Ontology annotation, biological process: positive regulation of peptidyl-serine phosphorylation; nerve development; nerve growth factor signaling pathway. The transcript is spliced from 3 exons. Lineage: Eukaryota; Metazoa; Chordata; Actinopteri; Spariformes; Sparidae.
UUGACUUCUCUCUGCACUUCCCAAGAGAAACCGGAGUCGCUAGCUCUGCCAAGCUAGCAGCGGGAAUCAAGAAAGUCCACCGGAACUAGAGGUUGUAUCCUCCGGAAUAAAAGCACCGCAGCUGGUCGAACGUUCCACGGCAAUGCAUCUUUCGCCGAGGAGGUUUUACUUUGAAAGUCCCGAUCAGAAGCGGCAAAUCAAGCUAGCGCUAGCUUGACUGUUAGUCCCACUUUACGCGUUUCAGGCGGAGUUCAGAUCUUAAAACAUUUGGCCAAGUUGUUCACCUCUCCACUUCUUCGUUCACAUAUUUGAACUGAGAUACCUUUCCCCCCUUGCCUUCCCUGGAGGAGUUACAACUCAUGGAAUAUCUUAAAAUUGCGGCAAGUGUCUAUUUUUGAUACUUUCCUGGGGUUUUAUUACACAGUGGAAGCGCUCCCAGGGACAGGAGAGUUUUCUGCGUUCCAACUACUUUCCUUAUUAUUCUUUUUUUUUUUUUUUUUUUUACUCGUCGGGAUUUUUUUUUUGCGGGGAGCCACAUGCGAUGUCACGGACAAUUAAAAGGAGAAAGAAAUGUUUGUGCUUAGUGCUGUGGUUACCGUACGAAGGUGUCUUUUGAGUUUAUUUUUUUAAACCAGUUGAGCGACUGGCGACAGGACUCUAUAAUCAAUGUGGUGUCAGCUGGAAGGACGCGGGGUCCGGAUCUCACCUAAACGUCAGUCAGGUGAGGUGAGAACUACCCAGACACAAUCCAAACUCUGCAGCUGAUACGUCUUGGGAGUGAUGCACUGGCUUCCCCUGGUUGCCAUGGUGAUUGCCUCGGCCCUGCCCUUCCCUCACAACCCUGUGUCCAGGAUUGCUGCCGCGACAACAGAGCCUGGCUUCGACAAGCGCAGAGAGCACCGUCAUGUGCAGGCCGCUCGCCUUGCAGCUCCCCCUCUGGACUACAACUUCCAUGGAAAUGCCUCACAAACCGACUACAACAUGGCUGCUGAUCUCAGCCAACGGACUGACACACAAAACCUCCAGGACAGUAAGGAUUAUGUGCAAUCCUCCGUAGAUGAAGAGACUCGCACGUUCAAAGUGGCAAGUCCAGAGACCCACCAAUCGAUAAGCGACUCAGGCAGCGAUGACAAACGCAGCGUCAGUUUGGAUGUUCCCAAAGGAGGAGGAACGCUCAGGACCGAGGAUAUUUCCAAGGAUAAUUCUUUACCAAAGGACUACAAAGCUGACAGCAGCAGCAGGCGAGAAUACUCCAGUGUUGUGGACUUUUCCAAGAAGGACAUUCUUGAGGACUCUAAAGAAAAACUGUUGCAGGUCUCUACAGUAGAAACCAAUAAAGCUGUCAACCCUGCUGCUAAUCUAAAGGUUCAAAGAGGACCAGAACCAACUCUUCCCUCGGACAAGCUGAGAAAUGCACCUACAACUAGGACAGGAGCUCAGUGGACACCUGGGGCUGAGAGAGUUCUGGCUGAGGAGAACUUGAACCUGGAGGCAGGUCUGGGUCUAGGGACUGGGCUGGACAGUAUCUUCGAAGGAGACGAGAUGUUUCUAGACGCACACCCCCGAGUCCUGUUCUCCCCCUCCCCAUCGCCUCCAGAGCAACCCCCUCUCCUGCUCAUGUUGGAGACUGGCCUGCUGGAGGAGGACAGGGACAGAGAGGAGCAGGAGGACAUGGACGGACACAUCGAGGGUCAUGGGGAUCGGGCGAUCGACAGGAGCACGACUCUGAGCUGGGCAGACUCGUCCAGAGUUACCAAGGAGGCCGUCCGUGCUGUUAAAAGGGAUAAACGCUCACAUUUGAUUGACAGGCGGAGAGGGGAAAAGUCGGUGUGCGAGUCGGAGAGCGUUUGGGUUACUGACAAAACGUCCGCCAUCGACUUGCGCGGUCAGAAGGUCACCAUCUUGCAGGAAAUCCAGACCCAGACAGGACCACUCAAACAGUACUUCUAUGAGACUCGCUGCCGCCAGGCCGAGCAGCAGAGCAACACUAGCAGUUCGAGGGCUGCCGGCGCAGCGCCGAGAUCUGUGGGGACGGGCGUAGCCGGGGCCGGCUGCUUGGGCGUGGAUAAAAAACAGUGGGUUAGCGAGUGCAAAGCCAAGCAGUCGUACGUGCGAGCGCUCACCAAAGACGCGGACAACCGAAUCGGAUGGAGGUGGAUCCGAAUCGACUCAUCCUGCGUCUGUGUGCUGCUGUCCAGAGCGAAUCAGGCGUUUGGGAGGGAGGUCUUGUCGAGGAAGGGGAGAGGCUGAGACAGAGAGAGGAGGGGGGGAGACAGAGAGAGAUGGCAAGAAGUAGAAAGUGACACAGAGCAGAGCAGCUGUGACAUCCGUCUGUGUGCACUUUCUCUUGCUGUUGGUGUUUCCUUUGGAUAUUUCUGCCUUAAUCCAGUUUUUUUUUUUUUCAGACAUCUCUCUCUCGUUUCCAUCCCUCCCUCCACCACGACUUCAACUGACUUUUGAAAAAAACAAGAAGACCUCAUUACUAGAUCUUAGGGAAAAUUUGUCAUAUAUAGAGAUUUUACUUUUAAAGUACUGUUUUUGUAUGAAUUAUCUUUCAUAAUCUAAGUUAUUUUUGAUUAGUAUGUAAGCAUGUGUAUGUCUUUGAUAUUAAUAUAUUCCUUUAUAUAUAUAUGUGUACGAUAUGACACCAGUAUACCUUUAUGUAUGAAGCUAUGUAUAUCUGUGUGUAUUUAUAGAAGAAGUCUUCAUGGAGUGGUAGGUCUCUCCAGUGUCUGAUGAUAAUUCCAGCCUCUGGUCCGCUCGGGUUGUGAGAGGAAGGAGCGCCACCUACUGAGGCUCCAUUUUACGACUCUACACUGUUCCCAUAUGGAUUACCAGGAAUACUGUAACAGUGCUUUGACGGGGGGGGGGGGGGGGGAAUGUAUUGGAGACAGAAUCUACAGCACGGGCACACUUAAGCAAAGGUUUCACUCAGGCUGAUGAUUCGACAGUUUUGUGGCAGGAUGCAUCUCCGUCCGUGGAUCUUUAUUAAAUGUGGCUCGCGAAUGUAAAACCAUGUGGUUUGUCUAUUAUAUGACACGCAGACAAGCACAUUUCACCAUCUGCUGGUUUGUUCAGUUUGCCUGCCAAAAGCGGUAAUAAAGGAUCUUUGUACUCUGCAAAUUAUUGUUACACAACUCAACUGAUGUAAAUGUGCCGAACUGAAUUCUCAAAGCACUCUGGGAUUCAUCUGGAAAAAGAAUCGUAAAUGCAAGUAGAAAGGCUGCAGCUUAUGAUUAUUGUUGAUUCAUCUGUCGAUUGUUUUCUCGAUCAAUCGAUUAG